Eublepharis macularius is the source of this 1356-nucleotide messenger RNA. It is a transcript of the gene PRR22, whose product is annotated as proline rich 22. The record is from RefSeq and is a predicted model, not a curated record. Lineage: Eukaryota; Metazoa; Chordata; Lepidosauria; Squamata; Eublepharidae. Bases 1 to 1356 code for a protein of 451 amino acids. The transcript is spliced from 3 exons.
AUGCAGCAACCUAAGCUUUUUUACCCAGACCACGAGACUUACACCCCGAGAGCACUAGACCGACCAGACAACCAGUUGAACCGGCCCUUUCCAGCUUUCAUCCUCCCUGAUAAUCUUGCGUCCGUAGGGACACCCAAUUUGUAUCAUCCCCCCAAUCAAGAGAAAGAUCUUUUUCAGACACCCCCAGCAGGCUUCCACAUGGCUCCAUGUGGGUGCUUCUUUGACCCCAGGAUUUACCGCAUCGAGUGGGCAACAGCCAAUUUUGUCCAGCCCUCAGUUUACAAACUCUCCGGUGGGCCAAACCCCCAAAGCGCAUACCUUUUGGGCAGCCAGAAAUACCUCAAGGGCCCCAUUCAGCCCACCCCCUACCAGCCCUACCAACCCGUUGUGAACAACCCCCCGUUUGCGUUACCGUUCUUCAAACCAGAGGGGCCUGCCCCCAACUUAACAGAACAGAUCUGCUUCAUCAGCAAUCCUCUUCAUGGUUCCCCCUUCGUGGAGGCCCCUCAUCUCCUCCAUGAAGGCCUUGGGCAAAGCAAAGAUCACACACUCCAAGCCAUGGGCUCUGAGGUGAGCCUCAAGGAGCGGCCUGCUCAAACAGAGACCUGCGAGCUUCAAAAAGAACCCUUGGUAGACCAUUCAAGCGAUGGUACAUCCACCCACCAUGACCUGGCCUUCCAAGAUGUCAAGCGCUUCCCAGAGGAAGGAGGAGAAUCCGGAGACAAUGACGCCACCUCAAAUUUUAUGGAGAACCCUCCUCUUCCAGAGACCAACCCAGAAUCCCAGUGCCCCGUUGGCAUGUCCAGCACCGAGAUAAUGACAGAAUCGGAGCCCUGUGUGAACUUGGAGGCCAUCGUCACCAAUGAAAUCAAAUUGUUAGAAGAGCAGGAGUCUUUCAGCCUCCCAGACAAAGUCCUGUUAGAAGAUGCCAUGAAACUCUUCGAUUGUUCUCCGGUCAAUUCCAGUACCGAGGAUGACCCAGAGAAUGGGAUCCUUAGCAGGAACCGAGGAGACAGUUCCACCGACAGGUGUUUCUCCGGUGAAGAUUCAUCCAGCGACAUCCUGUCUCUUAACCUACCCGACGAGCUUCUCUCUUUUGACUACAGUGUCCCAGAAAUCCUUAGCACAGUCAUGAGCUUGGAUUACCUCUACGACGUGAAUGCUUUUGGGGAGGACCUGCCAUGGGAAAGUAGGGCGUCCCUGCAUGCUCGCCAGAAACACGAAUCCCACUUGGAAGCAGAGGAGAAAAUGAAGGAGGGCAUUGCAGCGGCUAAGAAAGGUAGAUCUGUGGCCAGAAAGCCACCACUGGCAUCUGCCCAGGGGAAUGAUGGAGGACCCUCAAAAUUAGGGGUCUAA